GUCUGCGCUGGGACGCAAAGCUGCCUUCUCCACACUCUCCAUCCUGGUGGCCCUGCUGAUUGCUGGCCAGGCUGUCACCAUCUACUUCGUGUACCAGCAGAGUGGGCAGAUCAGCAAGCUGACCAAGACCUCGCAGACCCUGCAGCUGGAGGCUCUGCAGCGCAAGCUGCCUGCCAGUGCCAAGCCAGUGAAGAAGAACAUGGCCAUGGUGCACACCCCCCUGGCCAUAAGGGUCAUGCCUGCUGCCCCUCUUGCAGACCUUCCGGUAAGAGCCUUGACCAAGCCUGCUAGCAACAAAACUGAGGAUCAAGUGAAGCACCUGCUGCUGCAAGCAGACCCUGGAAAGAUGUUCCCAGAGCUGAAGGAAAACCUGAUGGACAACCUGAAGAGGCUGAAGAAUACCAUGAGUCAUGCAGACUGGAAGUCCUUUGAGUCCUGGAUGCACAAGUGGCUGCUGUUUGAGAUGGCUAAGAACCCCAAGUCGGAGGAGCGCAAGGCAAUCCCAGCGGAGAAAGUGCUAACUAAGUGCCAGGCUGAGGCCAGUUUUGGGGGUGUUCCGGGCCAGUUCCGCCCACAGUGCGAUGAGAAUGGUGACUACCUGCCCAAGCAGUGUCAUUUCUCCACUGGCUUCUGCUGGUGCUGCUACAAAAACGGCACCAAGAUCGAGGGCACUGCUACUCGGAAAAAGCUGGACUGCCCUGGUAGGUCACCAGACGAGAUGAUCUUCUCCGGGGUGGACCUGGCUAAGUGA
Acanthisitta chloris (rifleman) is the source of this 751-nucleotide messenger RNA. It is a transcript of the gene CD74, whose product is annotated as CD74 molecule, major histocompatibility complex, class II invariant chain. The transcript has 7 exons. Gene Ontology annotation, cellular component: membrane; cell surface; cytoplasm. NCBI's taxonomy places the organism in Eukaryota, Metazoa, Chordata, Aves, Passeriformes, Acanthisittidae. The annotation marks the transcript as partial. Gene Ontology annotation, biological process: negative regulation of DNA damage response, signal transduction by p53 class mediator; intracellular protein transport; positive regulation of peptidyl-tyrosine phosphorylation. The record is from RefSeq and is a predicted model, not a curated record. Gene Ontology annotation, molecular function: MHC class II protein binding; cytokine receptor activity; macrophage migration inhibitory factor binding.